AUGGAAGACGACCCUUUUCUCCGGCAGUUCCAUCCGUCGGAGCUCAAGAUCGCUUCGGAAUUUUUGACGAAUUGGCUUUCCUUCUUGUCCAGAGAUCUCUGCAAGGACUGCGUCCACGCUCUCUCCGAUCGAAUCCGCUCGCUUGACCCAGAACAUUGUAGUAACACAGACGAAGUUCAGGGAGAUGGUAAAGCUUGUUUGGAAUCAGAAGGAACUAGUAACAAUGUGGAUGAUGAUUAUGAUGGGAAGUCUCCUAGAGAUUUGGAAAAUGGCGGAGACUGUGAUAAGCCUUCAUUAGGUAGUUGGAAAGAGAGUGGGAUUUCAUUUGGAACCGUGUCUGAAGUUCUUGAUAGUGUUAGUGAACCGCCAUCGAAUGUUGGUGCUGCUGAAACGGCGAGCCCUCGAAUGUCUUGGGCGGAUAUGAGUCAGGAAGAAGAAGAUGAGUUCGAGGAGGAGGAGGAAGAAGAGGAGAGGGGAUCGAGUAGGAAAGCUUCUGAUGAGAGUCCGAUGAAGACUCCAGAGAAACCUAAGCUAUCAAGAGAGCAGAGAGAGAAUCUCAGGCUGAGGCAUGUGAAGAGAAAGAAAGACUUCAUCUGCUUGGAGAGAAUUAAGGGAAAGCUCGUUAACGUAGUUGAUGGUCUUGAGCUGCACACGGGUGUUUUUAGCGCGGUGGAGCAGAAAAGGAUCGUUGAUCAAGUGUAUCAGCUUCAAGAGAAGGGACGUAAAGGAGAACUUAGAGUGCGUACGUUCACUGCUCCACAGAAGUGGAUGAGAGGCAAGGGACGUGUGACUAUUCAGUUCGGCUGUUGUUACAACUACGCUACAGACAGAGCUGGAAACCCACCUGGUAUCCUUCAACGUGAAGAAGUGGAUCCAUUGCCUUCUCUUUUCAAAGUGAUCAUUAGAAGGUUGAUUAACUGGCAUGUUCUGCCUCCGACCUGUGUGCCCGAUAGCUGCAUCGUCAACAUCUAUGAUGAAGGUGACUGUAUACCUCCUCACAUCGACAACCACGACUUUCUCCGUCCCUUCUGCACCAUCUCUUUCCUAAGUGAGUGCAACAUCCUCUUUGGAUCAAACCUUAAAGUAGAAGGUCCUGGUGAAUUCUCGGGUUCGUACUCAAUUCCGCUUCCUGUUGGAUCGGUUCUGGUUUUAAAGGGAAAUGGAGCUGAUGUAGCUAAGCACUGUGUACCUGCAGUUCCAACAAAAAGGAUAUCAAUCACAUUUAGGAAAAUGGAUGAGUCAAAACGUCCGGUUUGGUUCACUCCAGAACCUGAUUUGCAAGGGAUCGAGCCACUGCCGUUGGAGCCGAACCUCUCUGGUUCUGCUGCAGGGUCCUCGGGAUCAAACAACCAUAGAGGACAUGGUCGUAGAGGACGAGGCAACAAUUACGACACGAGAGGUUACUAUAAUCCUGAGAGAAGCAGUGGAGGAGAUUAUGACUCUAGAGAAUGGUCUUCAAGCCAGAGACGAGGAAAGCAACGUCCUGCUGGUAGAAACUAA
Thlaspi arvense is the source of this 1500-nucleotide messenger RNA. Lineage: Eukaryota; Viridiplantae; Streptophyta; Magnoliopsida; Brassicales; Brassicaceae. The record is from the annotation of a GenBank genome assembly.